This is a messenger RNA of Cornus florida, 630 nucleotides long. RefSeq lists its product as uncharacterized. The record is from RefSeq and is a predicted model, not a curated record. The transcript has 2 exons. Bases 1 to 630 code for a protein of 209 amino acids. NCBI's taxonomy places the organism in Eukaryota, Viridiplantae, Streptophyta, Magnoliopsida, Cornales, Cornaceae.
AUGGAGGCUUCAGAGAUAGCAGAUUGUCACCCUGAGAUUGCUAUAGAAACAUUCAAGAUCGCCAGAGGAGACUUAGCAGAUUAUCUCGCACCAAAGGAGCAGGCAAGGUCGAGGGAAGUUAAUCCUCGGAAAGUAGAAGGAAAUCAAGUGAAGGUCAUUCAUACAAUACAUGGAAAGUCGGAGGAAGACCAAGAGUCAGAAGAGGUGUACCGCUCUAGAUUAAGGGCUGUCCACAAGAUAAGAAAAUUAUCCUCAGUAAACAUCAUCGUUUCGGGCAGUAUCAGAAUCGAGUUUGGAAAUGGAGAUUUAUCAAGAGUACAGCUUCCUCAUGAAGAUCCACUUGUCAUUAGUCUUCUGGUAGUAAACUGCAUGAUUAAAAAAGUCUUGGUGAACCCCAGCAGCAGUGCCAAUAUUAUAACAAAGGCAGUCAUUGAACAAUUGGAGAUCCCAUCUUCGUCAAUUCAAGCCACCUCUAGUCCUUUAAUGGGGUUUGAUGGAACAAAGGUGAAUCCUAUUGGGAUAAUCGAUUUAUCAGUCACUGCAGUGAAGAGGACAUUGAAAGAAAACUUUGUUCUGAUAGAAAUUCAUCCUUCUUACAAUCUCAUUAUGGGAAAAAGUUGGAUUCACUGA